Messenger RNA from Scomber scombrus (Atlantic mackerel), 3161 nucleotides. RefSeq names its product catenin, beta interacting protein 1 (gene ctnnbip1). The transcript is spliced from 4 exons. Gene Ontology annotation, biological process: negative regulation of Wnt signaling pathway. The record is from RefSeq and is a predicted model, not a curated record. Gene Ontology annotation, cellular component: beta-catenin destruction complex; nucleus; cytosol. Gene Ontology annotation, molecular function: beta-catenin binding. Lineage: Eukaryota; Metazoa; Chordata; Actinopteri; Scombriformes; Scombridae. The coding region runs from base 116 to 361 and encodes 81 amino acids.
CCGACUGGAGGGAUGUGACCCCGGAACAGGACGCCCUCAUACAACAACACACCAUUCAAACAGAGCACAGAAGAAAGAAAAGCUGGACCAGGAGGGAGCCACAGGAGCAGGGGGGAUGAACCGCGAGGAGGCCCCGGGGAAGUCUCCUGAAGACAUGUACAUCCAACAGAAAGUGCGGGUCCUGCUCAUGCUAAAGAAAAUGGGAUCAAAUCUCACGCCGAGUGAAGAAGCUUUUCUCCGGAAUUACGCAGGUGUGGUCCACAGUCAGAUGAGCCAGCUACCACAGCACAACAUAGACCAGGGUGCAGAGGAUGUGGUGAUGGCGUUCUCAAGGUCAGAGACGGAGGAUCGGCGACAGUGACCCUGGGCCCUCCAUCCCACCCCACCUCUCCCCACCGCAUCCUGCCCUGCCCAGCCCAGCUCAGCCCUGUCCCGCCCCAGCCCUGCACGUGGUCCAUAACAACCCAAACUCCACAAAAGGCAACACUGAUGAGCUCAGGAGAGGAGGGGCACCUGUGAGGGACAGAAAAGGAUGGGAAGAGACAGCAGGAGGUCUCUGCCUUUGCCUCUCCCCCAGCCUUUUCCAUCCCGACGCCUCCUCACACAAGCUGACACACCAUUACCUGAGAUGCACUCAAGUGUGUCACUGUGAGUCGAAGCCUUGUCGGUGAAAACACUCACAAGUUGUGUGGAUGAAUAUCAAAUGUAGUUUGUUUUUUGUUUUUUUUAGUAGGGGGGGGGGGGGGGGGGGGGGUAGGUCUUGUUUUGUAUUAUUUUGUCUGUGUUGAGACUUUAGGCAGUGUUACGUGUUAUAUCUGCUGUGGUCACUGAAAGAAUUGACCAGGAAGCAGCUGAUUGAAGCAAAGAGAAAUAUAGUGUUGGUCAAGCAGCGAGUGUGGCGAUUCAUCGUGUUAGGGGAGAGAUUUUAAUUAUUUCCGCUUACCCUAACGGGGCUGAAAUUGUUUUUGAUUUAGCUAUUAUGGUAAAAAGGCUUUCGUGUUCUGUCACACCUGGGGCCUCAUUUACAAAGAUGUCGUGUGCAUAAAACAAAGCUGGAAAAAAAUGCUGCUUUUCACACAGAUGUUGGGAUGUAGAGUUACAGAUGUUUCCGGAGAGCGUCCACACAUUUAUUGGAGGUCCUACACUGACCGCUAAGCUAUAAAAUGAAGGUAAAUGUUCUUCUUAUCCAACUAUCUGCAUCACCUUCCAGUGGUCUCAUCCACUGUCAGGUAAUCUGUAGUAAAACCAACACAGUCGUCAAGUGAGCUCCGGUGACAUCUGACCCUAGAUUUUCUCCCUUUUGCUUUAUAAACGCAGCUCCAACAUGGAAUGAUGAUAUUUGGCUUUCUGAUCACACAGGCUUCACUGCUGCAGUGACCCGCUGCUAUUAAACAGAAGUAUGAACAAAAACAUUUGGUAUCAACAGCUUUUAUUUCAUACUUUGCCAUCUGACUUCUCUGUUUUUCAAAUACAAGAAUGACAAGCUGAUUCAUGUGUGUAUUAUUGCUCAAAACAGGCCUGUCAUUAAUCACUCCUGCGUAAUCAGAGGAGUUAACAGGGCAGGAUAACGAGGCCGUGACAUGAUCGCUAUGAUUUAUGAAUGGAAGAUGGCAUUAAGACGAGCACACGCAGUUUUCUUCUCACCGUUUUUAUAAAUGAGGCCCCGCUUGUUAUUCUGCUGCUUUAUUUUGAACCACAGGCUGUUGAGAGUACAACAAGGCUUUUCUCGUGUGGAAAGUGUAUGAAUUUAAAGACACUAUAGCAGACAUAAUCACAGAAACAUGAAACACAGGUGUACACAUUCUCCCCAAACAAUCACAGGUUUUGGGUUCCUUGUGACGUGUAAAACCUUUUUUUAUUGUACAGAUAGUUGAGGAAAAUACAAUAAUGAAUUGAUUGUGCCAAUUGUAUUUUUUCUUUUGUUGUUGUUUUUUUUUUAUCUGUAAGAUAAAAUUAACAUAUUAAGACAUUUGAUAAGAGACGAGUUGCAGUUGUAAUUUAUUGUUUACUGAAUUGACUCUCUGUUCCUCAAACGCAUCAUUAAAGACGGAGAACCAGUAGAUAGUAAAAGCCUAACACGAGUCGCCGUUUAACAUCAUUGGCGGCUCUGUCUUCACACUAAAGUCAUUUAAAACUCUAAUUUUUAACUACCUGUAACUGAACACGUGAAGCCAAACAUCAGAACUGUCCGCUAUUUCUGACUGUACUGUAUCUCUUGCACUAUUAUCAAUGGGAUAUUUAUAAAAAAAAUACAUUUUGAUAUUUAGCGCAGAGAUUCUUUGUUUGGUUCAAAUGGGGGAAAAAACUUUGUAAUCAUGUUUUUAUUCCUUCUGUGUGUCAAACCGACUCAACUGGAAUAGCUCGAAUGAAUACUUGUUAACAACCGACAUGUUUUUCUAGUGACAUGCUCGAUAUUUAAUGUGUUUUAAGUACAGUUGGUUAACUUGUAUAACUUUAAAAAAAAAAAAAAAAAAAAAAAGGUAAUUGUAACGUAAUGUUUUAAGCCAAGCAUGUCUGCCUCGUGGUUUAUAAUGUUCAUUCAAGUGGCGCCGAGGAUCUUUGACGCCUCGCUGCAUUGACCAUUGUUUGUACAUUCUUGACGUUUGUGUUCCGGGGUUUGAAAAAAAAAAAAAAGGAAAAAAGUGUUAUCCAUUAUAUCUUGUUCGCAAUAACUUCUAUUUGAAUGUCCUCAGCAAUCAUCGCAAUGUAAACGGCCAACAGAUCCGUCACGCUGUCCGCCUAUGACAAAGAAAUUUGUCUUUUUUAAUGUUUACUUUUGUUUUAAAACAUUCUUUAUUUGUCUAUGCAUUGGUUUUUUUCCUCUAAAAGGUGUCUUACUGUACAUUUUACUUAUCAGGGUUGUUCUGCAGCCUCCAUACAAGUUGUGUAUGAAUGUGUGUGUGUGUGUGUGUGUGAGUAUGUGUGUAUGUGCUACCGGAUUUGAUUUUCAGCAUGCUGAGUUCAACUAGGAUCGAUGUAUCUUUUUACUGUGAUGACCUGACGUUGCCUAAUUGUCUUUUCUUUUUUGAUUUUUUUUUUUUUUUUUUAAUGUAUUUUAUUUUCCUCUCAGUCAACAUUGAUUAGUUGGUUUUGUUUUGUAUGGCUGCUGACCAUGUCUUGACCUAAAGCUUCCAAAUCCUAUACCAACUGAACCAUUAAAG